Molecule: messenger RNA, 399 nt
Organism: Dentiscutata heterogama
Lineage: Eukaryota; Fungi; Glomeromycota; Glomeromycetes; Diversisporales; Gigasporaceae
Source: the annotation of a GenBank genome assembly
AUUUACUCUGAAGCUUUUGGUAUUGAAAUAUUUUUAUCCUUUAUAAAAUAUUCUUUGGAUCUGAUAAAAAAUUUAUCAACAAUUUCUGCUGAUUUAGUAGUUCCUAUCAAAUAUCUUAUAUUAGAUUCAAAAAAUAAUAGUCAGUUAAAUGUAGCAGACGCUUUAACAUAUACACUAAUAUCAGAUCACCCUGAUGGUUUGUCCAUAACUAUUGUGGUAGAUAGGAGAGGUGUGGCAUUAGGUGUAGUGUAUUCAUCUACUGAGAGUGUGAAAGAAGUACUUAAAACUAGAACAGGAGUAUAUCAAAGUAGAAAAUGUGGUUUAUGGCACAAAGGUACUACAUUAGAAUCCAUUCAAGAGUUAAAAAAAAUUAAAGCAGUUGUGAUGGAGACUCCUUGA